This is a messenger RNA of Nerophis lumbriciformis (worm pipefish), 1077 nucleotides long. Lineage: Eukaryota; Metazoa; Chordata; Actinopteri; Syngnathiformes; Syngnathidae. The record is from RefSeq and is a predicted model, not a curated record.
AUGACCUCAUCUGAAGAAGCCACCACUAUCACGGCAACACAGAACAUGACGACUACCUGGGAAUAUGUUUAUUAUGAUGAGGAUGACUACCAAGAUGAAUUGUGUAAUGCGACCUCCUUGUCGCACUUUGCCAAGAUCUCCAGUCCAUUAUUCUUGUCUGUGGUGACGGUGCUUAGCCUGCUAGGCAACAUCCCGGUCGUAGUAAUUGUACUCAAAUACGAGAAUGUCAAAUCCCUAACCAAUGCUCUUAUCCUGAACCUGGCCGUGUCGGACCUCCUGUUCGCGGCGGCGCUACCCUUCUGGGCGUACUACUAUGCCUGGGGCUGGGCUUUGGGGGAGAAUGCGUGUAAACUGGUGAGCUUCGUAUUUAACGUUGGAUUCUACAGCAGCGGUCUGUUCCUCAUCACCAUGACGGCCCAGCGCCACGCAGCCGUGCUCAACCCCCUGUCGGGCCUGGUGUCUGCGAGUGGCCUCUACAGCUUGCUGGCAUCAGUGCUCAUAUGGGUCGCCAGUAUCUUUUUGGCUGUUCCGACCUUCCUCCUAACCUCCAUCGUCGAACAGAGCGGCAAAAUUCACUGCGAAUACGACGAUUCUACAAGCGGCAGGUGGGGAAUUUACCAGCAGAACUUCCUUUUUGUGCUCAUCUCCGGCGUGUUCCUCUUCUGUUACUCUCAGAUCCUAUGCAGGCUGCUUAGCCCUUUGGCAAGGAGACGCAAGCACAAGACCUUGAGGCUGAUAUUUACUUUAGUGAUGCUCUUCUUCAUCGGUUGGGCUCCAUAUAACGCAACGCUUUUCCUUAAAUCUUUUCGCUUUUGGCCCCAAACGCCUGCAGAUUCUGAGACUGUGGCCAAAAGCUGCAAUAACCACAACCUUCUGGAGUUUACCUUUCAUAUCAGCAGACUUUUAGCUUUCUCGCACUGCUGCCUCAACCCUGUCUUCUAUGUGUUUGUGGGCUCCAAGUUCAAAUGCCACUUGAAGAAGAUGAUGGGAUGCCGGCAUCACAGCGAGGGAGAAUACAGACGACGUAGCCGACGGGUGAUCACAUCCCUGUCUAGUGGGGAUGACCUCUGCGUGUAG